GCAAUGAAGGCAUUGUGCAAAGUUUGGAAAUAGUUUUCUAUGUAAUAUUUUAAACAGCUGGAAACUUAAUAAGGAGAUAUUAUUCAAAAUAUUUUUUAGACGGAAUAUUUCAUCGGAAAAUAAUGUUUGCUAUUAUCAGGAAAUUGGAUAUUAAUCAUUGAGAAAUUUUUUUCUUAUCGGACUAAACUUAAACAAAUAUUAUUGGAUACCGUGCACUUAUACUUAAUGCUACCUGCAGACAGACAAACACGGAAACAACAAUGUCAAAAAGAACAAUUGCAUUGUUUGUCAAAAGACGAGUAAACAUUAUUUUAAUAUAAAAUCACAUAAACAUAAAUCGUUUAAGUACGGUAGAUUGAUAAUCGGACAAAACACUCUUAAAAAUCCCAGCAAGAAAUUUCGUUUAGAUUGUUAUUGGACAAACCACAGAACAUCGGUAAGCUUGUCAUUGGACAAACUUCAAAAUGAUGAUUUAUCAAAAUUUCAUCUUGAACUGAAAAAGGAACGUGAUAAUCAAAUAAAUUAAUUUUGGAAAAUGUUGAGGAGAUAACACUUUAACUUUAAUGGUGAAACAAAAAGAAUAAUUCAUCAUGGAAAGUCAAACAUGUACGAUCACUUCUUGCGUAACAACACCACUAAUCGCCUGCAGGCAGAUUUGCGGUCAACUAUGAAAGCGUAUGAUAGUGACAAGGAACGGCUGAGCCAUCAACUUGCAAACUUACAAAACGCAGAACGUAGUCAUACCAAUAUGUCAGUGGCCUCAUCAAUGGACCUUUCAUCAAACACCAGUGUAACACUUACACCACGGAAAUUUUAUCGUGCACCAAAUUUAGCUGCGGGAAGCAUCAGCAGUGGCGGAACGGGAAGUUAUAAAUCUGGAACAACAGAACGGAAAUGGAAAGACAGAAAAGAACAUGCCGACAAGAUGAAGAAAGAAAAAGACCUGUUAAAAUUACCUGUGAUACAUUCGGCUAGUUCAAAACGUUCAGAGUGGUAUUCUGGGAAAUUUUUGCAAUCGUCACCUCAGAAAGAAAGACCUUUAUAUGCGCUAGAACCUUUGCCUGGCAUAAAUGCAGCAAAAGCCUUAUUAGCCGACAGUAUGAAAAUUCCGAGUAUUUAUGACCCAAGCAGAACGGAUACAGCCAUCGACACCACAAAGACCAAAAAGGGUGUGAAAAAAGUUACAUUUGCUGAUGAAAAGCAUGGCACUCUUCUUUCAAUCAGUCAAAUAGAAGCAAAGGAAUCAGAAUCAAAAUGCGAGCCAAAAAACUUCGAAGGAAAAGGUCCAGUUCCAAGACUGAACCUGAAAACCAACCAAUUUUCUCAUAUGUCCAGACCCCUGCGUCCAAGAAAAACUUCUCUAUUACCCCCGUUACAAAUCUCGCCCAGCGAGAUACGACAAAAUCCUCAUAAGGUCACUGCAGGGGUCAAUCACUGGAAAAAUUUAUACAGCAAUAUUGUCGACCCUGAACAAAAGACGAAAGCACUUGCAGACAUUUUCAGUGCUCUACGUCUGAAGAAAUAUGAAAAUGAGCAGGCUAUGAAGUACGGUAAUUCACCUCGACCUAUGGAGAAGGAUGAAUUAGUGAAAGAAUUCUUGUCUAUGAAUGUAUCUGAAAGAAUUGCCUACAGGGACGAAAAUGGUCAUACAAGAAAAGGCCUUGUUCCAACACCAAGAAGCUCCUCUGUAUCAAGACUUUCUAAUGGGCAUCCUAACACGCUCCAGUUACAGAAAUAUCUACAACAAAUGUCAAGGUCACGUAAAUUCAUGGAACAAUUGCAUGAUCAACAAUGUUCACGUGCCUCUCAACACACUCUUCAACAAAUAGCCACACCAAUCUCCGUCAAGGGUUGACAAAAAAGUGAAGCACAAUCAUAAAAUCUGUUUUUAAGAAAACAUAAUGUGACAUGUGCAUCAAGAAAAUACUGCGAAACCUAUGCUAUUCAUGGAGAACUAUUUUUCUUGUAUUUUGUGGUUGUGUCAAGCAUUUUGGUUGUAUCAAUCACACAAACCGAACAUCAAAAAAAAAAAAAAAAAGAAGUUUCCAAUAAUUUUAUCUUUAAAAUUUGAAUUCCACAAUGUCAUGUUCCUAUGAAAAAGACAUCAUGAAAUUUUACGCCAUAAGGAAACUGAAUGAUUUCAUAGUACAUAAAAAGAAAUCAUACUUCACAACUUGAAGUGACUACUAUAUUUUUAAGUUAAUUAUGCAAAUGAGACAUGUAAAGGAACUAGAGAAAAUGAAUAGCACAAACUGGCAGCAAACCAUGUGCUAAAAUGCCGUUCACUUUCUGUCUUUUCGGAUUUCGUAAUUAAUGUUAUGAUGUGUAGCGUGUCAGCUUUUUUUUGCUUUGACCUCUUCAUUCAUUAGGUCAUGUUUUGCUACAUAUGUCCCUAUUUUUGUUAAGGAUGGUGGGUCUAGGGGUGGAUGGGGAUGGUAUGGUUAGGGGUGGAGAGGGAAUGUAUUGUUGGGGGUGGAGGGGAGGUAGGGUAGGUGGUGAAUGAAGUCAGGUUUUAUAGAAGGAGGGGAAAGGAAGGGUUGGGGAUUGGAGGGGGAAGGGGAGGGAAUUAAGAUUUAGUGAUUUUACAUAACCAUCCUUCAGCUGGCUGAUGACUGGGAAUACAUAAUAUCAUAUCUUAUCUUAAUGCCAGACAGGCAUGUCAUGACAUUGAAAAGACAAGAAUGUGUGAACGAGCAACUGGUUCUGGAGAGGAGAUAUUUUCUUCAGAGCAGAUUUAAAGAUGUUCUUCAGAACAGAUCAAUAACACAUACAAUCAGUAUUGUAGCUUCUAAGUCUUUCUAUUCAUAGUGCUUCACAAUUUCAUAUGUAAAAUAUGUCAAUAAAUAUUCCUGUUCA
Molecule: messenger RNA, 2856 nt
Organism: Mercenaria mercenaria
Lineage: Eukaryota; Metazoa; Mollusca; Bivalvia; Venerida; Veneridae
Exons: 3
Coding region: 605-1855 (416 amino acids)
Source: RefSeq, a predicted model, not a curated record